CUUCAUCCAUCUUCGAUCAUGCAACGUUUCUGCCCAACGGCGCGCAUACACCAGUUCACUAUCGAACCCCAGUCUCUUUUAAACCCCCGCAUUGUUAGUGACUUAAGAGCUUGGGUUUUACGCCAGGCACGCCCGUUAUGACUGAUCCACUAUACGAACUCUUGGUGCCGUACUUUGACUCCACUGACAUUUCCUCACGCCCGCCACCCCCUACCUCAGAUUCAGUCUCCUCCAAGUACCUUAACCGCUUAUCGACACUUUCCCUAUCCUCACUGACGUCGACGGAACCCCAGUCACUUUCGCAAUCAUCUCACUCUGUUCUAGUUUCCCUGCAAGCUCUCGCCAAUCGCUCUCACAAGUCGUUCGUCACCACAGCCGACCACCUCUCUUCCCUCCGUUAUACACUACCACAAAUUGCUACAGAAGCACAGCGACUGCAAAAUGGAAUACCAAAGUUGGAUGAGGGGAUCGUGCAUUUCUCUUCCAUAUACAACAAAAAUGUAGAGAACCCAAUGUUGGAUGGCAGGAAGAAGGCCAUGCAACUGCUGAGGAAUGUGGACCGAUUGUCCGAUGUUUUAGAGUUGCCCACUCUGCUUUCUACAGCGGUGUCUUCCUCAUCCGCUAAUGCUGGGGCCGCUGGGGGAUCGAACACGAAUUACUCUUCUGUCCUAGAUCUGUUUUCACACAUAAAACGAUUACAGACCCUUUAUCCCGAUUCGCCGCUAAUUAAAGACAUUGCUCUACAGGCGGAGGAAGCAAUGAAGGACAUGACCAGCAAUCUUAUUGCUGGGCUUCGAGGUCAAAAUAUAAGACUUGCUACGGCUAUGAGAACUGUGGGUUGGCUUCGACGUGUCGCUCCGGAGUUAGAGGAUCCUAGUAACGACGAAGCGCCUGCAAUGAAUAGUGAGGGAGCUUUUGGAGCAUUGUUUUUAGUUUGUCGGUUGGCAAACCUAAUAUCUAUGCUUGAGGCUCUUGAUCCAUUGAGAGAGCUCGCAGACCAAGAAACCCAGAAACGGCUGCAAAGCAAUGGGAAACAAAUGAACCCAUCCACUACCAGCAAUGCUUGGCCGGCGGGCCAGCAAACAGAACGAUUUUUAAAAAGAUACAUUGAAAUCUACCGAGAACAAAGCUUUGCAAUAGUUUCCAUGUACAAGAAUAUCUUCGCGCCCACACCAUCCGACCCUGCGUUGCCAUCCGCCAACGUGCCCGGCUUAGAUCUGCGGGACUUAAGCCUGCAGACUAAACCAGGAACAAAAUUAAGGAAACCUCAGAAUGACCCUUUACCACGCCUACCUACCGCGCUAGCUACUUUGCCGAUGCAUCUAGCGCAACUCUUGACAGAAACGUUGAAAACAUAUCUUCCAAAUGUCAAAGACAAGAGCUCACGAGAAAGCUUGCUUACUCAAGUGCUGUAUUGUGCUGGCAGCUUGGGCCGGUUGGGGGGGAAUUUUAGUAUGAUAUUGUCUUUCCUUAGUGAAGGGGAUGAAGAAAGCGAUGCAGAGGACGAGGAGGUGACAGUCUCUGAAUGGGAAGAAGUUAUGAAGAAGCACCGUAUACUAUCAGAACGGUUGGAUCGACUAACGGCCGGCGGGACUGCUAGCGGGCUAAAAACAAUCUCAAGGGUGGUACAACCAUUAAGCUAGAUUGAGAGAAUAAUAUAUGAUAACUCCAAUACUAAAGAUCAGCGCAUGCCUGGAGGCGUAUACAAGAGUAGUAAGUCAGACAAAUAAUUAUUGUGCUUUAU
Molecule: messenger RNA, 1744 nt
Organism: Blastomyces dermatitidis ER-3
Lineage: Eukaryota; Fungi; Ascomycota; Eurotiomycetes; Onygenales; Ajellomycetaceae
Exons: 1
Coding region: 138-1643 (501 amino acids)
Biological process (GO): cytoplasm to vacuole targeting by the Cvt pathway; intra-Golgi vesicle-mediated transport
Cellular component (GO): COG complex
Source: RefSeq, a predicted model, not a curated record